Symbiodinium sp. CCMP2592 is the source of this 2592-nucleotide messenger RNA. The record is from the annotation of a GenBank genome assembly. NCBI's taxonomy places the organism in Eukaryota, Dinophyceae, Suessiales, Symbiodiniaceae.
AUGGCAACCUCCGCCGCCUCGGAAGCAACACCCCGCCGGACCAAGGAGUCGAAGUUGGUGCAGAUCUACGGGGACGAGGACUCUGCAAUGGUGACCGAUCAAGAGGAUCUCCAGCCCAAGGCGAGAAACAAUCCGUGGCCGGUGGCACGGGAGCGGGGAUGGGAGGCCGCCAGCGCCACUGCCGAGCAGCGUGGCGAAGCGGCGGGCAAAGCAAGCUGGGGGCAAGAGCAAGGCGGCGCAGCAUCGAGCGCUCGCCGGGGAGUUAAGGCGGACUACCCGAGCGUGUCGCAGGUGUGGAGCUGGGAUGUGGCGCUGAACAUCGCCGCGUCGACGUGGAGCCGCAUGGUGACCUUUGAUUGGAAGACGUUCUUGCAUGUGGCAGCUGAGGGUCAAACGGGCGGUGGAUCAUCGCAUUUGCUGGGUGUCCUUGGAUGGCAAAGCCGUCAGGUGGAGACACUCUUUGGGAACGCCGCCGUGCGCAGCUGCCUGUCUGGAAGUGGGAAGGAGGCAUGGGACUUGGUGCAAGCUCGAGAGUUGAUCGUGGUGGUGAACAAUGUCCCUAUGAAACGCCAGCUUCAGGGCCGCGGCGUGGUCCUCGCGGGCACUUGGGCAAAGGUGGUCCUCGGCAUGAAGGGCAGUGGCCGGAUGGCUUCUCGGGGCGCCGGUGAGCAGCAUAAGCGGCCCGAGGAGAACUUGCGCAAGGUUGUGGCUCAUUUGCAUGUGACGCUGGGGCUACGCCGCAGGUGGCCUAUGGAAAGCCCAAGCACAGUUCAACGAGCGCUUGAUGGGGACUCUUUCUACGUCUGGGAUAAGGCCGGGCGGAAGUUCGUGGUGACCCACUUCAUUGGCAGCCUCGACGAUUACCACAUUGGCGAUCUCACGGAUCGGGAAAUUUUGCAGGACCUAUGGAUAGCUUCUUUUGGGGACCUGCUGGUGACCGAUGGCUGGCCUGAGUUCUGUGGGAAUAUUGAGACGGUGGCAGCGCUCUUUGGGAUGGUGCAUGAGGUGGUCUUCGAGGGCGCAAAGUGGCGGAUGGGAUUGGCUGAGAGGCAUGGCGCGAUCAUCAAGCUGAUGAUGAGUAUGAACCUGGAGGGGAUGUGGCCGCCUCGCCGCAAAGACUCGAGCUUUGAACAAGAGCGGUGUGUCGCCCAUGCAGGCGGCCCAGCACCACCCUGCCCGGCUCGCUGCUCCAGCAUAUCUGCACAGGCCAGAUGCAGUACCUGGUACAACCAGGAGAUGGAGACCAAUGAGACUCUUGAACGAGCCGACCGGAUCAGGCUUUUCCUUUGGAGAAGAUCCGUUUGGCCGCAUUGCGAGACGGUGUCGGCUCAGUUCGUGAACGAUGCUCUGAAGGAGGUGGAGGCUGAACUACAAGGUAGCCAAGUUCGGGUCGAAGAGGUUGCCUGUCUUUCUGAAGAGGUGGUUCCGGUCCCGAGCUUCUCAUCGUUUUCCUCCUCUUCUUCCACCUCCGACACUGCUGGAGGGGAGCAAGCUCAACCAAAGGUGGAUCCUCAGUCCGAGGAGCAGGAGCGACGGGCCAAGGCGUUGGAUGAUGUGCCACUGCGGGCUUUUGCAGAUCGGCGGAAGUCGGAGGCCAGCCGACGUGCCCGUGGCGUCAUGGUGGUGGAGGAAGAUGUGGACAUCGGCUCCUGGUUGGCUACUGGUGAGUACGAGACCUUGUCGCAGGACACGUUGGGUCACUGGAGGCGACAGCGGCGGCGUCACGGGGGUGAAGACGGGCAAGGCCAGGCGGAGUAUCGUUGGCGCAACCUCGGCAACGACUGGCCUGCUUUGAAGAAGGCCGCCCCAUGGUGCGGGCCUGGGGAAAUGAGGAGAUGUCCGGACUUCGGAAUCAGCGGCUACUUCAACUUCCGGGUCCUUCAGUGUCGAGUUCGGAAUCGACGGCCACUUCAAUGUUCGGGGGUCCACACAGUCAACUUCCGGGGGUCCUUCAGUGUCGAGUUCGGAAUCGACGGAUUCGGGGGUGUUUCUACGUCAAGAACGUCAGGUGGUCUGCAACUAGGUGACACCGCGUCCGAGGAGAUGCCAGCAAGUACCGCGGAGGGGGUCAUUGCCUACGUGCACGAGAAGGUCUUGGGUGAGGACGGCGGCUCCGAGCUCACCGCGGAGGAGAAGCGACUGAUCGGCAGAGCUUUGAAGUGGGUCAAUGCCACCGUGCGGCGAGCACGGGAAGACCUCAACCUGGUGAUCCGAAAGUUCGACUGUGACCCCGCGGAGCUUCUGGUGGUGUCAGUGAGCGAUGCCGCAUAUGGGGCCAUGCCGAACGGUGGGCACCAAGGUGGCACUAUGAUAUUCGCCCACCCCGCAGUCCUUCGAGGUGCUGGUGCCGUCUGCAUCAUGGAGGCGGCGAGCACGAAGAUACAGCGAGUGGUGCGGUGCUCGAUGUCGGCUGAGGUGAGCUCGUUGGCCACAGCUUUUGAGCACGGCGACUUUGUCCGAGCGGUGCUUGCAGAGUUGUUGGAUCCCAACUUUCGGAUAGAACGAUGGACCUCCAAGUCCAAGAAGAUCUUGAAUACAGCGACGAGCAAGGAAAACCAAUGGGAAGUUAAGACGCGUUGGCCCCACCUGUAA